Rhea pennata is the source of this 696-nucleotide messenger RNA. RefSeq names its product potassium voltage-gated channel interacting protein 1 (gene KCNIP1). Gene Ontology annotation, biological process: regulation of potassium ion transmembrane transport. The record is from RefSeq and is a predicted model, not a curated record. Gene Ontology annotation, molecular function: calcium ion binding; potassium channel regulator activity; transmembrane transporter binding. The transcript is spliced from 10 exons. Gene Ontology annotation, cellular component: voltage-gated potassium channel complex. Bases 1 to 696 code for a protein of 231 amino acids. NCBI's taxonomy places the organism in Eukaryota, Metazoa, Chordata, Aves, Rheiformes, Rheidae.
AUGGGUGCUGUAAUGGGUACGUUCUCCUCUCUACAAACGAAACAAAGAAGACCAUCAAAAGGUAAGAUCUCCUCUAUGGAUCAUUUGGAUCAUGACAACAGGUCUGAUAAAAUUGAAGAUGAAUUAGAAAUGACUACAGUGUGCCAUAGACCCGAAGGACUGGAACAGCUUGAAGCACAGACAAAUUUUACUAAAAGAGAACUCCAGGUGCUUUACAGAGGAUUCAAAAAUGAAUGUCCUAGUGGGGUUGUUAAUGAAGAGACGUUCAAACAGAUCUAUGCGCAGUUCUUUCCACAUGGAGAUGCUAGCAUGUAUGCACAUUAUCUCUUUAAUGCAUUUGACACUGCACAGAAUGGCUCAGUGAAGUUUGAGGAUUUUGUGAUGGCGCUGUCGAUUCUGUUGCGAGGAACGGUCCACGAGAAGCUAAGGUGGACGUUUAACCUGUACGACAUAAAUAAGGAUGGCUAUAUAAACAAGGAGGAAAUGAUGGAUAUAGUAAAGGCAAUUUAUGAUAUGAUGGGAAAGUACACAUAUCCUGUGCUCAAGGAAGAUGCUCCGAGGCAGCACGUAGAAGUAUUCUUCCAGAAAAUGGAUAAAAACAAAGAUGGUGUUGUAACUUUAGAUGAGUUUAUUGAAUCCUGUCAAGAGGAUGACAAUAUCAUGCGAUCCUUACAGCUCUUUGAGAACGUCAUGUAA